AUGACUGCGAAAUGCGCAGCUACCUGUGGUUUCUGCGGUAGCAGUGGCUCAGAAUCGUCUGGCACGGCAACAACGACUGCCGCAGCAGCAACAACGACGGCUGCUGGCAGCAGCACAUGCGAAGAUGCUAGUGGAGGUGAAUGUGAAACAAAGAAGGACCUCUGUAGCAACUCCCUUUACAAAUCACUUAUGACAAAGAAAUGUCCUAAAACUUGUGGAUUCUGUUAA
This is a messenger RNA of Enterobius vermicularis (human pinworm), 228 nucleotides long. The record is from the annotation of a GenBank genome assembly. NCBI's taxonomy places the organism in Eukaryota, Metazoa, Nematoda, Chromadorea, Rhabditida, Oxyuridae.